Messenger RNA from Beta vulgaris subsp. vulgaris (sugar beet), 1794 nucleotides. RefSeq names its product zinc finger BED domain-containing protein RICESLEEPER 2. Lineage: Eukaryota; Viridiplantae; Streptophyta; Magnoliopsida; Caryophyllales; Amaranthaceae. The coding region runs from base 1 to 1794 and encodes 597 amino acids. The record is from RefSeq and is a predicted model, not a curated record. The transcript has a single exon. Gene Ontology annotation, molecular function: DNA binding; protein dimerization activity.
AUGGCAAUUCAUCAAGAACAUGUUCAUGAAAUUGGAGAUGAAAUUGAAGGGUGUGAUAGCUCACCAAGUGAAGGUAUAUUUCAUUUUGUUCAAGAUGAUAAUAUGAUUGAUACAUUUGCUACUUAUCUUAAUGUUGAGAAUUUACCCUUAAAAUCAUGUGAAAGUGACAAUUAUGAGAAGUUUGUUAGAACAACAUUACAAUCUGAUUAUAGAAAAAUUCCUUUAGGUACAUUUAUAGAUUCAAUAGUUGUUGCAUAUGGUAUGAAGAAAAAAGCUCUUAGAGAUUAUUUCCUUGAUUUUAAUGGUCAUGUUGCAAUUACUGUUAAUUUGUGGAAUUCUGAAUCUGGGGAACGUUUUAUUUGUGUUACUUGUCAUUGGAUUGAUGAGAAUUGGGGUAUGCAAAUUCGGGUUAUCGGGUUUCGAAUUAUUGGAGAUGAUGCUACUAAUGUUGAUAUUUGUAAUGUGAUUAUCAAUGUGUUGAAUGUGUUCAAUUUGAGGGAAAAAGUUUUUUGUAUCUCACUUGGUAAUGAUUUUGAGCAUGAUGAAUGUAUUAGGGUUUUGACUAACAAGUUGAAACCUGUUUUUAGAGAGCUUUUUAUGCAUGACAGGCAUUGUGGUUUUGUUACUAAUUUAUGUGCUCAACAAGGUAUGGAGCAAUUAGAGGUGUUGAUCAAUCCAAUUAACAAGCUAAUUAGAUGGACUCGAGUGUCGUUUCGCGAUUUAAAACCUGUUUAUGUAUCUAUGUGCAAGGAGGUUGGAUUAAAACCUAGAUAUUUUCCUUUAGAUUGUGCAACAAGUUGGAAUUCUAGCUAUGAGAUGUUGUGUCAUAUUUUUCCAUACAGAGAAAUAUUGACUAAACUUUAUAAUGAUAAUGUGGAUGAAUGUUUUGAUUUUCAAUGGGAUAAAAUUGAUUUAGUAAUUAAGUUAUUUGAAAAGUUUAGCAAUGCAAAUCAUACCUUUUCACUGUGUUAUGAACCUAGUUGUCAUCUAGUUAUUCAAGAAUGUGUAAAAAUUGUUCAUGUAUUGAAAACAUACGAGAACGAUCCUCUUUUGGGUUUGGUUGUUCGGAACAUGAGAAACAAAUGGUUAGAGUAUAUGUUUGAUAUUCCUGAAGUUUAUUGUAUUGCUAUGAUACUUGAUCCUCAUGUUAAAUUAGAGGGUUUAUCAAGUUUGCUAGAAUAUUAUUAUGAAACUUUAGGAGUUAAUUCUUGUGUUGAAGAGAAAAUUUCAGGGUGUAAAGACAUUCUUAAUGGACUUUAUACUCAUUAUGCUUCCAUUUAUAAAUGCAAAACUAUAACCACGCAACCCAUUUAUGAAUCCCAAAUGACGAUCCUUGAAAAACUGAAGGAAAUGAACCGUUCAUCCCAUGGAUCAGAAUCGAUUGUGAACGUUUCAGAGAGAGCUAGAGCUGGUGGUGAAGGGAGUAGUAGUGAAUUAAAUGAAUAUUUAUCUUUUGAACAUGUUAUCUAUGAAGAUUUUGAUAUCCUCCAAUGGUGGCAGAAAAGAGAGGAGCUCUUUCCAAUUUUAUCUAAAGUAGCAAAAGAUAUCUUAUGUAUACCAAUAUCAAUAGUUGCACUCGAGUCUGCUUUUAGUACAGGUGUAGGUGAAAGGGUUCUCGUUGAGCAGUGGUCGACUUUAUGGCCAAGCGAAAUGGAAGCUUGUAUCUGCAAAAGGGAUUGGGAUAUGGCUGAAAAAGGUGCACAACGUUUACACCAUCGACAAAUCGAGGAUGAUGAUCCAUGGAUGAUGAUGGACACAUCAGAUUCAGAUUCAGAAGAGUUCAUGUAUGCAUAA